AUGAAUUGGGUACGUAAUGAUAUAUGCAUUACUCGAAGUAAAACUUUUUGCAUCUAAUUCAAAGCACAUCAUUGGCGUGUAAGUCAAAUCAUACAUUAUUCUCACAAUCACAGAAAAUAAGGGAACUUAUUCAUGACGGGUCAUGAGAGGUCUCUAUAUCGUUCGUGGUCCUCUACGUCGGCCCUUGUUGGCGCGCCCGCCGCAGGUUCUAAAGCGAUACAAAUUCUCAGGCCGGACCAAACCAGCUGAAAAAUCCAAGACUUCUCUCCCCAAUUCCCCGGCAAGGACGCGAUUUGCGCCAUCUCCAACUGGAUAUGUGCAUAUAGGCUCGUUGAGGACAGCACUGUAUAAUUACUUGCUUGCGAAGGCCACCGGCGGCCAGUUCAUACUUAGGGUUGAAGACACGGACCAGUCUCGAAUCGUAGAAGAUGCCGAGACGAGGCUAUUCGAGGAUCUAAAAUGGGCCGGGUUGAGCUGGGAUGAAGGUCCCGAUGUUGGCGGAGACUACGGCUCAUAUAAGCAGUCAGAGAGGCUAGAGCUAUAUAACGAGCAUGCGGAACAGCUGAUAAACAAAGGCCUCGCUUAUCGAUGCUUCUGCACGCCCGAGGACUUGGAUCAGAUGAGAUCCAUAAACAUCCAGGAGGGCAAGCAGCCUAUCUACAACGGGAUCUGCUCGCACAUAUCUCCAGAUGCAUCCGCGCGUCGGGCAAAAAACGGCGAGCCGCAUUGCGUACGAUUCAAAUGCGGCCAGCAGCCUGUCGUCAACGACCUCGUCUAUGGAUACUACAAGAAGCCUACCGUAGAAGAUGACUUCAUCAUUAUUAAGCAGGACGGGUAUCCAACCUACCACUUCGCCAACGUCGUCGACGACCAUUCAAUGGAGAUCACGCACGUUAUCAGAGGAGCUGAAUGGCUAGUAUCUACACCCAGGCACGUAGCGCUGUACGAGGCCUUCGGAUGGGAGAUGCCCCUGUUCGCGCACGUCGGACUCCUGGUCAACGAGGAGAGGCAGAAGCUGAGCAAGCGCCACGGCGACGUCGACAUCGCAUCCUGGCGAGACCGCGGUAUAUUACCCAGCACGCUGCUCAACUACGUCAUGCUGCUGGGCUGGAGCAUGGGGAGGGGCGUCAAGGGGCAGCAGGAAGUCAUGGAUCUGAAAGACAUGGUCAAAAGGUUCCAUCUCGGCUUCACCAAGGGCGACAUCACAGUCAACAACAAGCACGAGUACCUCCAAAAGGCGCACGUAAAGCGUCUCGCCCAAGCACACGGCCCAUCACACGUCUCCCACAUCCUCCUCCCGGUUCUCACAUCCCGCGUGCAGAAAUACGAAGACGCACGCAACGCAGACCCCGAAGACCCAAUCCUAGACCCAGACCCAGACCCAACCCCAGGCGUCAACAGCAAAAUCGUAUCCGAGCUAGGCCCCAUGGUCCCUCUCGCCAGCGACACCACCGCCACCGCAACCGCAACCGCAACCGCAACCGCAACCGUGUCCCAAUCAUACCUAGACCAAGUCCUCCAGGUCGACCUGCAAAACUACAAAGACGCCGAGACCUACGUAUCGCGCAACCGGUUCCUGAUCUGGCAAGUCCCCGAGUCGCUGUACCGCUCCAGUCUGCGGGAGGAGACGGCGAGCGUAGACCAGAUCUACACGGACCGGGAGAUAGGGACGCCUGUCGAGGAGGACUUGCAGGAAGAUGAAGAUGACGAGGACGAGGACGAGGAAGGCCGCUAUCCGCAGACCGUCUCGGAGCUUACGGCCGCACUGCGCGAUAUCCUAGAGGCCUUGGAGGAGGAGGAGGAGUGGACCAAGACGGGAAUCGAGGGUGCUAUCUUGCCGUUCCUCAGAUCUAUAUACGCCACGCCGAAGACUUCCGAGCCUGGCUCCAGUCACCAAGAGCCGCAGCUCUGGGGGUACCAUCUCCUGCGCUGGGUCGUCGCCGGGUCGCGGCCCGGACCGUCGUUGAUACCGAGUUUAGUUGUACUGGGCAAGGAGGAGACUAUGAGGAGGGUAGACGAGGCGUAUGAAGUAGCUAAAAGCGAAGAGGGCGAAGAGGGCGAAGAGGCCGAGUUGGAAGAUUAGGUCAAGUCAAGUCAAGCUAAGUUAAGCCAAGUCUACGUUACAUGUCUUGCUUCCAUAUCGACCACAAAUCUAGACUAGGCAAAAAGGACGGUAGUUGGUCAAGUCGUGGAACGAAAAGGAGACUCGUGUAUACCAGGUACAAAGCAUC
This is a messenger RNA of Daldinia decipiens, 2231 nucleotides long. RefSeq lists its product as uncharacterized. The transcript has 6 exons. The record is from RefSeq and is a predicted model, not a curated record. Lineage: Eukaryota; Fungi; Ascomycota; Sordariomycetes; Xylariales; Hypoxylaceae. Bases 143 to 2083 code for a protein of 646 amino acids. Gene Ontology annotation, biological process: glutamyl-tRNA aminoacylation. Gene Ontology annotation, molecular function: tRNA binding; ATP binding; glutamate-tRNA ligase activity.